This is a messenger RNA of Physcomitrium patens, 1377 nucleotides long. Its product is annotated as 14-3-3-like protein. Lineage: Eukaryota; Viridiplantae; Streptophyta; Bryopsida; Funariales; Funariaceae. The record is from RefSeq and is a predicted model, not a curated record.
GCCUUUCCCCUGUUAGCUUGUUCGCCAUCCCCCUGCUCAAGCUCAGCUUGCUCUUGCUCUCCACUCCUCGCCUCCCCCUCUGCAUCGCCGCUUCCACCCCCGUGCUCUUCAUUCCCUUCUCCCGGCUCGUUUGUUCAAGCUUUUCCUCGCUCGCUUGGGUGCAGUAACGACCGAGAUCGACCAUGGCGACGGAGGCGCGCGAGGAGAAUGUGUACAUGGCCAAGCUGGCCGAGCAGGCCGAGCGCUACGACGAGAUGGUGGAGGCCAUGGAGAAGGUGGCCAAGACCGUCGACACCGAGGAGCUCACCGUCGAAGAGCGCAACUUGUUGUCUGUGGCUUACAAGAACGUGAUUGGCGCUCGGAGGGCGUCGUGGAGGAUCAUCUCCUCCAUCGAGCAGAAGGAGGAGAGCAAGGGAAACGACGAGCACGUUUCCGCCAUCAAGGAGUACCGUGGCAAGGUGGAGUCUGAGUUGAGCACCAUCUGUGACAGUAUUCUUAAGCUUCUGGAUACCCACCUGAUCCCUACUUCUAGCUCUGGGGAGUCGAAAGUUUUCUACUUGAAGAUGAAGGGUGAUUAUCACAGGUACUUGGCUGAGUUUAAGACCGGGGCCGAGAGGAAGGAAGCUGCUGAAGCGACAUUGUUGGCGUAUAAGUCUGCUCAAGAUAUUGCGUUGACAGAGUUGGCUCCUACCCACCCCAUCAGACUGGGUUUGGCAUUGAACUUCUCUGUGUUUUAUUACGAGAUUCUUAACUCACCAGAUCGGGCGUGCACUCUUGCGAAGCAGGCAUUUGAUGAAGCGAUCGCUGAGCUUGAUACUCUUGGAGAGGAGUCUUACAAGGAUAGCACUCUUAUUAUGCAGCUCCUCCGCGACAACCUGACGUUGUGGACCUCUGAUAUGCAGGAUGAGGUCGGCCCCGAGGUCAAGGAUGCCAAAGUUGAUGAUGCUGAGCACUGAAGUGGAACUUAAGCUAUAUUUAUCUUUGCACAGCAGAGAGGUCAUGGUUAGUGGAUGAUUUUCCCGCUCGGUGCGAGUAGUGGUGCAAUACCAGAGACUUUUCUAUUGCCGGAUCAGGACAUUGUGGGACUUUUCUGGCAAGUCCGUGGAGAAGCCGCUGCUUUGCGAAGCACUUCUGUUGUGGUUAAUUUACAGGUUGGUGCUUGUGCUUUUCCAGUUGCUCUUAUAGUGCCGGUAUCUUUGUAAGCAAGCGAGUUGUUUAUUUGUCUGGUGGAUGACGCAUCUUCCUGAAAUGAUGUGAUGAACACAUUAACUAGUGAUGUACAAUCUUAAAAGUUUCCGCCUUUGCGAAUAGCCAACGAAUGGUUGGCAUCAUUAUGUUUGUGUGGCAACUACAAAACAUGUUCUCUGGGCUUUUUAA